CGCGCCGGCGAAAGAGACAAGAGAGUGCGCACGCGGCAUUCACCAUUGCAAUCUCCGCGAGAAAACCCGUUCCGCCGCAAAAAAAAGUCGAGUAGAAAUUUUAUGACGACGCCGAUACGCCAACGACGUCGAGCGUCGCCAUCGAAAGUCGAACGAAUUUCGACAAAACAGCCUCAGUAUACGACCUUUUUCAUCGGAACCGCGACGCAGUGAUACGUGUGUGACCGUGACAGUGGAUACAUGCGGAUACGUUCCUUCCGAAUGUGUCACGCAGAAAUCUAGUAGAUCAAACGGCUUAACAAAGUUGUAGUGCUUUCCUUCAGAGUCUAUUGUGUGUUUAAACAAUAAUAUUCGAGUGUUACCUGGAUUGUGGCAUGCGAGCUUGGGUGCAUUGUCCGUCGUAAAAGGUGUUAAAUUAAGGCAACCUUGUCCGAUUUCUCUUUCUAUAUCAGCUCGCCAGACAGUUGGAUUUUAAUUUGGUGAGAGUAUUUUAACAUGAAUUCGUUCGUCGUUUUGAAAAUGUAUCGACUAAGUGCAUGAGAAGAAAUUCCAUCAAAAACGAGAAAUAACCGGUGAUGAGGUUUGUGGGUAUAACGGUAAAUCAUGGACCUAACACAUGCGAGACAUGGAAGAUUUUGUAGGAGACUAGAAUGGAGGUUCCAAGACAAAUGUCUCCUAGUCAUAUUGUAUAUAGCUCUCCUCACUAUACAGACUAACUGUCAAACUACUACAGGCUCAAGUCAAGAAAGCUUAACCAAAACAGAUAAUAACUUAGAUAAAGUAGUAACUAAUAAUUGCCAUAGUUGUCAAAAUAGUAAUAAUGAAAAAAUAACAAUAGAUAAUAAACGAUCAGUAAAAAAUGAGAGUGUAAAUGCUGAAAUGGUGAAAGAAGAUGUCGUUAAUGAUAUAAUUGACAUUAUCGGAACGAUCACGAAGAGAUAUGUUCUUGUUAAUAUGACAGAGACACGACUCGAGAAUGAAUUAGAAAGAAUUCUUGACAAGACAUUGGGCAAAGAAAAUUUUGAAAUCGCCGAUGGGAUAGAAAUAAAAUCCAUAAGUGACACGGAGAAAAAUAUGUUAAAAUCAAAAAGUGACGAAGGGAGAGCCUUAUUUAGCAAAUUCAGUUAUGAAUAUAGAUUAUAUCAAAAAUUUAGAAACUUUAUUGAUACUCAUGUAUUAUCAAUAAAUUUGCCUAAAGCAGCGAAACUCAUGGGGUUCAGAUCUUUUGGUCUUAACAAAUUCUUCGUGCCUCUACUGAUUGGCGGACAAGUGCUGUUGAAGUCGAUUUUGUUCGCAAUGUUCUUGCCGAGCAUACUUGGCAGUUUUGGGAAGAUAUUAGGAAAAGGUAUUUCCCAGUUAUCAGCAACAUCCAGUCAAGCCAGCUAUCCACCGGCGAACACUGACGAACAAGCAGGUUACAGCAAUGACAACAAAGACUUCAUGGGUUACGAAACCAACCCAGCGGGGGCUUAUGCGUACCCCAACGACGGUCUCUACGGGAACAUGGAUCCUAACGAGGCAAAUGAUCUGUCUAACGUCGAUAUGUCAAGAUUUGGCCCUGGAGGAAUGAAAGUAUCAUAUCUGCCCUCCAAGAACGGAUAUUACAAAAACCAAAUGGCUGCCACCAACAAUUACAAGGUGUUCCAGAAGAUCCCAGCUUCCUCUAUGAUUUUGAGCAACUACGACCCGUUCUACUCACCUCUUCUCUCAAGACUUGAUGGCAUUUUUGCAAGGCUCGGUCUGGCUCCCGCAGACAACGCAGUGGAGAGUUCCACCCACAUCGGUGGUCAGAGCUUGAGUGACGUCAAGCUUGAAGCAUGCAGGGAGCAGCUCAUAUGCCUGAUGUACGCCAGUCCCGCCAAAUACGCGCCAUACAGCAACCUGGUGUCGGCGCAGCUAAGCAGAGAGCUGAACGAGCUCCGCCGCCCGGUGUCGGACAACCCGGAGAUCCUGCGCUUUUUCCGCUACAUGCGCGCGGCGCGGCGCGGCCAAGAGGGCACGGACUGCGCACGCGCGCAUCCAGCCUGUGCCGCCACCGCUGCGCCCGCGCACACCAUGAUAGCGGCCUACCACGACAUCAACAAGCUCGUCACCGCUAGGAAACUGAAGAACUGAACACUAAGCGAGACGGGAUGGCUGGGGAAUUUCAAGUACUACAUUCAUCUGUUAUUCGAAGCGAAGCGUUACAAGGACGACUGUCGCAGUGCUAUGUUAAUGUAAUCGUCCUUGCAACAUGUACUCGUAUAAAACGUGUUGUUGGAAGGGAGAAAAGUAAUUUAGCUCUGGGAUAUAAUUAUUUACUUCAACUCAUGAGUUUAAAGGUUUUUUUACUUGUCGUUAUGACCGAAAACCUGUUUAUAGAAGUUUGCUCAAAAUCUUAGAUGAGAAUUUAAAUUAUGUAUUAACCUUGAAGAAACAUUUGUUAAGAUAAUUUGGUUAUAUUAUUAAAAGAACUUAUGUUUUUUUACACAAUAUGUUAAAGUUAAGAAAAAAUAAUGAAGACCAAAUCAAAACAGUGGAUAUUACCUAUCAACCAUUAUUGAUGUUAUUUUCUUCAUUAUUAUUAGCACCUGUAACUUUCACUGGUUUGAUGAAGAUGUGAUGUUCGACGUGUUUGAAAACUUUUGUUAGUGUGGAAUAUUUCCAGUUUUACAUACAUAUUUCGCCUUUUAAGAAAAUUUGUUACGUAAUUUUAAUAUAACAAACAAGAAAUUGUGUGUAAAGUGUUAGUUUAUUUGCGUGGGGGAAUUCGAAAUUACCUCAUAUCAGAAGCAGGGAUGUUAUGGAUAUAAAAUUUCGGAUCUUGAUACACCCACAUGGGAUAAUAAUAUGCCGGUUUCAGUUACGGAUACGAAAUUAUUUCGGGAUAUCUGAUAUGUAAUGAAUAGGAAGAUAUGGUAUGAAUAGAUGUAGAUAUUUGAUUUUAUGAAAAAGUAAAAUGAUAAAAAAUAAUAUAUCGAAACCUGUCGUAUCGUGCCUUAUUUAGACUUUGCAACGAAUUUUAAUGCAGCCUUCAGUAAGAGAUAAUAUGUAUAAUAUAUGCCCACGAACAGAAAAUAUAUUCUUCUUCGAAUCAAAGCACAGGUCCUUAGUAGUUUGAUAAGGAAGAUUUUUAAUUCUUGUAACGUCCAUCGUGGCGCUGUUUAAAUUUCAAUACAAAUCUUCUUGACAUUUGACACGUAUCGAGAUCGAAUUAAUGCGUCGUGUUAUGUCAUACUCUGCGACUGUGAGAAGUCUACAAGUUAGAGUAGGAUGGAUAACAACGACGAUAUUAUCAAAAGUUGUCCUGUUACGGAUACGGCUUCGGUUUUUUUUUAUUUCGGAUCCCCAUAACAUCCCUAAUCACGAGUUCAGUCUAGACGAACGACAAAGGAUACACAUACGAGUAUAUGUAUCUUGGAGUACCUACGCAUAUUCAACUAAUGGUAGAAUGAGACGCGUAAAUGAAAAAGACUCGUAAAGUUAUUUAUUUACGUUGAAUGUAGAUGUUGAAAUAACAAGUAUACUCGUACAAUUAUUCUGUGUAGGGUGGGUGUAAUUCUGAGAGUGAAACCUUUAUGGUUCUUUUCCCACACGGCGAUGAUAAAUUCAUUGUUAUUUGAAAAACAGAUGGAAAUAUAUAUUUCUUUUAAAUCAGGGCACAGUUAAUGUGUAAUAAUUGUUCUUUUUUACUCACAUCCAAUGUAACACACUUAAUCUUUCAUACGGUUUAUAAUUGGUAUUUUCAAAAACUAUGAAACGUUUUUAAAUUCUUUUUUUUUUACAUUAAAUUUGUUUUCGCCGCGGGUGGUAUGGUUUAUUUUAAUUUUAUUCAUAAAAAUUAAUUGAUAAUAUUUAUUUAUUAAUUUAAGAGUGUGCUUGUAAUUUAUUGAGUGAAAGUGUAAUCGUACGAGACUGUAAUUAAUUUAUUAAUUUAAUUCUAUAUUUUCCUUAUUUAUGAAAGGAAAUUUUAAUUAUAGUAAAUGUUCUUUAUUUCAAAUUUAUUGUUCUGGUAAAUUUAAUUAAAUUUAAACUAAUAAGGCGUUCUUUUAUGUAAUGUUAUAGAAAAUGGUGCGUCAGAUAUAAAAGAAAAUAUCAACUUACGUUAGAUUAUAAAAUUUAUUUGACGCCAUCAUUUUUUCGGGUUUUGAUUUUAGGAAAUGGUUUUUAUAUUUUAUGAAAAUUGUAAUAUUUAAUUAAACAUUAAUAUAAUUUAUUAUUUCUGUUAUAACUUGCAUAAUAUUGUAGUCAUAGUGAGUAGUGUCAAAAUAAAAUUAUGUUGUCUUGG
This is a messenger RNA of Chilo suppressalis (striped riceborer), 4267 nucleotides long. The record is from the annotation of a GenBank genome assembly. NCBI's taxonomy places the organism in Eukaryota, Metazoa, Arthropoda, Insecta, Lepidoptera, Crambidae.